Messenger RNA from Aedes aegypti (yellow fever mosquito), 874 nucleotides. Its product is annotated as fibrinogen-like protein 1. Bases 100 to 819 code for a protein of 239 amino acids. Lineage: Eukaryota; Metazoa; Arthropoda; Insecta; Diptera; Culicidae. The record is from RefSeq and is a predicted model, not a curated record. The transcript has 3 exons.
AUAAUCAAGUAAAGACAUCCCCCAUAACGUAAUUACGAAUAUAAGUUACGCCUCUGGUAAGCAGUUCAUAUGAACUAGUGAAAAUUUCCUUGAUGAACCAUGCAGAACCACUUGAUAAACCCAAUCCUGAUCGUAUUAGCCGUUCACGCAUCAUAUACGAACGCUCGGCGAAUAUUUCGAUCCUGCAAUGAUGUACCUCCAGUUUCUGGAAUCUACGAUAUACGUCCAAUCAACGCAACGCAAUCGUUCGAAGUGUAUUGCGAGCAGAGCUACGGAGGUCGGUGGUUGGUGGUGCAAAAUCGUUCCAACGGGCAGGAAAACUUCAAUCGCAGCUGGGUGGAUUACAAGGGUGGAUUUGGCGUGAUUGGAAACGAAUUCUGGCUCGGACUGGAUAAAUUGCAUCAGAUUACGACCGUGGAUGAGUACGAACUGCUGGUGUGGAUGGGAGACUUCAAAGACUUCGCAGCAUAUCAAAAGUACAAACUGUUUGCGGUGGCCGAUGAAGCGGAUAAUUAUCGACUCACGUUGGACGGUUGGCGGGACGGGACGGCAGGGGAGUCACAUUACGUGUAUCGCGAUCAGCAAUUUACUACCUUCGACAGGGAUAACGAUAAGUCGAUGAUGAAUUGCGCGGUGGAAAUGGGAAGUGGAUACUGGCACUUCGACUGUGGAACUGGAAUUAAUAGACACAACUUGAAUGGCAUAUACAGCGAUGAAGUUUUGCGCUGUGGCAGUGGCUUCUGGUGGGGUGGAUUCGGAGCAGAAUCGAAUCCUCUCAAAUGGAGCCAAAUGAUGAUCCGGACACGUGUGGAGUAUUGAAGUGAAAAAAUAUUAAUUUUGGGUUUGAAUAUACGGAUUGAAUACUUAUGAGAAA